ACCACCGGCGGCGGCGGCUGCGACGGCAUGGCCGUGUGGACCCGGGCUUGUAAAACGGGGCUGCUGGAGCUGCUCCUCCGGGAACGUUGGGUCCGCGUGUCGGCGGAACUGACCGGGGAGACCCUGAGCCUAACGGCGGAACCGGGCGCCGGGGAUGCAUCGGUGGUGAACGGCGUGGUGAACGGCAACGCGGAGGCGGCGGCGGCGGCGGCGGCGGCACCCGGUUGCGUGAGGAGGGUGCGGGUGGUGAAAGCGGAGGCGGGAGGGCUCGGGAUUAGCAUCAAGGGAGGUCGGGAGAAUCGGAUGCCGGUGCUGAUCUCACGGAUCUUCCCGGGAUUGGCGGCGGAGAGGAGCGGAGCGCUCCAGUUAGGCGACGCCAUCCUCGCCGUGAACGGCGUCGAUCUCCGCGAUGCCACCCACGAUCAAGCCGUGCAGGCGCUGAAGAGAGCCGGCAGAGAGGUCAUCCUCGAAGUGAAGUUCAUGCGAGAGGUGACCCCCUACAUCAAGAAACCGUCGCUGGUGUCGGACCUGCCAUGGGAGGGGGUGGCCCCACAGUCCCCCAGCCUGAGUGGCAGUGAGGACUCAGGGUCCCCCCAGCACCAGGGGCCCCGUGACCGCAAGGUGAUCCCCCUCAAGAUGUGCUUUGCUGCCCGGAACCUCAGCAUGCCUGACCUGGAGAACAGGCUGAUUGAGCUGCACUCACCAGACAGCCGGAACACACUGGUGCUGCGGUGCCGGGACACGGCCACGGCCCACGCCUGGUUCAGUGCUCUGCACGCCAACAUCACUGCGCUGCUGCCACAGGUCCUGGCUGAGCUCAACGCCACACUGGGCUCUGGCAGCCCCACAGCCGGUGGCCGGGAGGUGAAGCACAUUGCCUGGCUGGCUGAGCAGGUGCGGCUGGACGGUGGGCGGCAGCAGUGGCGGCCGGUGCUCAUGGCGGUGACAGAGAAGGACCUGCUGCUGUACGACGGGAUGCCCUGGACCAGGGAUGCCUGGGCCUCCCCCUGCCACAGCUACCCACUGGUGGCCACCAGGCUGGUCCAUUCAGGCUCUGGGCGCCGCUCCCCUGCACUGGGCUCGGAGCUGACCUUCGCCACACGGACGGGGUCGCGCCAGGGCGUGGAGAUGCACGUGUUCCGCGUGGAGACACACCGGGACCUCUCGGCCUGGACGCGUGUCCUGGUGCAGGGCUGCCACGCUGCCGCCGAGCUCAUCAAGGAGGUGACUGUGGGCUGCACGCUGGGUGGGCAGGAGGUCCAGCUCUCCAUCCACUACGAGGGUGGAUUCACCAUCUCCAGGGAGGAGCCGGGCACCAGCGUCCUCUUCCGCUACCCCUAUGAGCGGCUGAAGAUGUCAGCAGACGACGGCAUCAGGACUCUCUACCUGGAUUUCGGAGGCCCUGAGGGGGAGUUGGCACUGGACCUGCACUCCUGCCCCAAACCCAUUGUCUUCGUCCUGCACACCUUCCUCUCAGCCAAAGUCACCCGCAUGGGGCUGCUGGCGUAGGUGCCCCGGGUCCCCUACGCUGUCAGGAACCAGCCAGGGGUCACAGAGGGACCCCCAACCUCUCCUGCCCCACCAGUGCCUUGCUGGGGCUGGGAUCCCUGCCCUGGGAGUCUCCAGGAAUGCAGCAGGAUGGCUGCCAAGGUGGGGAAAGAGCCCCUCCUGCCCCACACCAGCACCCCCAAACCUCCCAAUGCCCCAGCGGGGUGUUGGAGUACAGACACCAGCUUUAACCCCCCUGGGGCUGAAGCCAUCGCUGAUCUCACCAACUGUGCCUUGGAGGGUGGCCAACCUGGCCCUCACACCUGGUGGGGACCCCUGGUGCUCCCCAACCCAUA
Messenger RNA from Empidonax traillii (willow flycatcher), 1844 nucleotides. RefSeq names its product syntrophin beta 2 (gene SNTB2). Gene Ontology annotation, cellular component: dystrophin-associated glycoprotein complex; intracellular anatomical structure; synapse. Lineage: Eukaryota; Metazoa; Chordata; Aves; Passeriformes; Tyrannidae. The coding region runs from base 28 to 1509 and encodes 493 amino acids. Gene Ontology annotation, molecular function: protein binding; structural molecule activity. The record is from RefSeq and is a predicted model, not a curated record. The transcript is spliced from 7 exons.